This is a messenger RNA of Oppiella nova, 835 nucleotides long. The record is from the annotation of a GenBank genome assembly. Lineage: Eukaryota; Metazoa; Arthropoda; Arachnida; Sarcoptiformes; Oppiidae.
CAAGUUUUCAAAUGAAAACAACAACUGAAUUGAAAUAAUCAUAAAUUGUAUGCAUUUUCAAUGGAUUAAGAAAUGGUUCACAAGAAUAUACUCAUCACUGGAUCUAAUCGUGGCAUUGGUUUCCAAUUAUGUAAACAAUUAUCUCAAUUGAACACAACCGGAAACAUAAUCGCCACCACAAGAAGUGGAUCCAACUCUUGUGAUUUGAACCGAUUAUCAGCGGUUAAUAAGAAGAUAAAAGUCUUAGCCUUUGAUACCACAGACUAUACACGUUAUGACCGCUUUCUGGACGACUGUCACCGCAUUGUCGGCAAUCGUGGUCUCAACCUAUUGGUCAACAACGCCGGUGUUAUGGCCAGGGAUUCACUGAUGUCUGUCACACCCGAUAGUCUUAACGAUAAUUUUAAUGUCAACUCAAUCGCGCCAUUAAUGGUAACACAAAAACUAUUACCACUUCUUAAGAUGAGUGCUAACUAUGGAGAUCCGACUGCUGUGGUCAACAUAUCAUCCACUUUGGGAUCAACUGUUGGUAGAGUAGAGGCGGGCAAACAGUACUAUCCCUAUAGGAUUAGCAAAGCGUCCCUAAAUAUGAUAACAAAACUAUUGGCCUAUGAUUUGAGUGAAGACCACAUCCGUGUGAUUGCUGUACACCCGGGUUGGGUCAAGACUGACAUGGGCUCCAAACAGGCACUACUGGAGCCUGAGUUUGCCGUCAAGUCUCUGCUCAAAGUCAUACUAAACAUCGACAGCUCACUGAGUGGUAAACUAAUCAAUUAUGAUGGAAAAGUUCUUCAGCUCUGAAUUAUAUCCAUUAUAAUUGAAUGCAUGCAUAGGA